AUGACGAUCAAGGUUGGGAUCGAGGUUGGCGUCGAGGUUGGGGUCAAGGUUGGGGUCGAGGUUGGCGUCGAGGUUGGCGUCGAGGUUGGCGUCGAGGUUGGGAUCGAGGUUGGCGUAGAGGUUGGGGUCAAGGUUGGCGUCGAGGUUGGCGUCGAGGUUGGGGUCGAGGUUGGGGUCGAGGUUGGGGUCGAGGUUGGGAUCGAGGUUGGGAUCGAGGUUGGCGUCGAGGUUGGGAUCGAGGUUGGCGUAGAGGUUGGGGUCAAGGUUGGGGUCGAGGUUGGCUUCGAGGUUGGGAUCGAGGUUGGCGUCGAGGUUGGCGUCGAGGUUGGGGUCGAGGUUGGGGUCGAGGUGGGGUUCGAGGUUGGGGUCGAGGUUGGGGUCGAGGUUGGCGUCGAGGUUGGGAUCGAGGUUGGCGUCGAGGUUGGGAUCGAGGUUGGGAUCGAGGUUGGCGUCGAGGUUGGGGUCGAGGUUGGGGUCGAGGUUGGGGUCGAGGUUGGCGUCGAGGUUGGCGUCGAGGUUGGGGUCGAGGUCGGCGUCGAGGUUGGCGUCGAGGUUGGGAUCGAGGUUGGCGUCGAGGUUGGGGUCGGGGUCGAGGUUGGGAUCGAGGUUGGCGUCGAGGUUGGGGUCGGGGUCGAGGUCGGGGUCGAGGUUGGGAUCGAGGUUGGCGUCGAGGUCGGGGUCGAGGUUGGGGUCGAGGUUGGGAUCGAGGUUGGCGUCGAGGUUGGGGUCGAGGUUGGGAUCGAGGUUGGCGUCGAGGUUGGGGUCGAGGUUGGGAUCGGACGAUAGGAGUAGGUUUUUGUUACUCUUGCUGAAGCAAGGCCCUGUAUUCCACAUACACUACUCGAAAUGCACAUUUCAGUUUGCUUUACUUUUUUGUAUUUGAUCAAGUUUCACUUGAUUUUGCACUUCUUUGUUUCAUUCCAUUAUUCCUAUUGGCACACAGUAUCGGACUAACCUUGAUUGGCUGAAACAGGUGUCAUUCACACAGAAAACACACACUUUCUCCAUAAUCUGCAUAGUAACAGUUAGAGACCGCCGCCACACACUGAACACACUAUAAUAGGCUUAAAAACAAUUAUCAGUUAAUGUAACUGUUGUAUUUCAAGGCCGGGGGGGUCACCAAGGCCACCGACAUCAUUCCACAUCUCCCCCCCCGGCCCCCGUAGAGGAUCACAAACAGAACGAGACCACAGGAAAUACAGGAGUGGUUCUAUUCUUGUCCCCUAAACACAUAGGACUCUAUGUGACCGCUGCAUCAGCAAAUUACUGACUAGUCACAUGUGGGCUGUAUUCAUUAGACACCAAAACAGAAGAAAAAAUGGACUGAAACAAGAAGGGACUACCUGAGCUUGUCCAAUAAGGGUUUGUUUUCCUUUGCAUAGCAUUUUGCUACAGUGUACCCUAAUGAAUGCAACCCUGACAAAUCUUUGACUGACCGGGACAGCUGGUGUUAUGGUGACUUGGCACCUUGGGUGGGCAGGAAUAACCUUCUCACUGUCACGGCUGCAUCUUAAACGGCAUCCUAUGUAAACACAUUGAGCUGGUUGGUUUUUCCCCUUGUCUCACGACGAGUGUUGUUUAUCAGAACAUUCACAACAAGAAAAGGUGAAAUGCGGAAACUUCCAUAUGCUACCGAACAGUAGAAAUCAUCGGUAUAUCAACAACACACUAUAGGGAUAGGGUGGUAUUUCAGAUGUUGCCAAUGUAGGGAUCAGUCUCGAGUAACCCCCCCCCCCCCCCCCCCCCUUUCCUCUGUGAGUCCAACCUGCCCAUCAACACAGGAUGGCUAUGUCCCAAUCCCAAGUGUUGAUUGUAAUUAGUCCUCCAUGUAUUUUAACAAUACAUUGGGGCGGCAGGUAGCCUAGUGGUUAGAAUGUUGGACUAGUAACUGAAAAGGUUGCUAGAUCGAAUCUCCGAGCUGACAAGGUAAACAAGCUGUCGUUC
This is a messenger RNA of Salvelinus namaycush (lake trout), 1944 nucleotides long. RefSeq lists its product as uncharacterized. Gene Ontology annotation, molecular function: transferase activity. The coding region runs from base 1 to 786 and encodes 261 amino acids. Lineage: Eukaryota; Metazoa; Chordata; Actinopteri; Salmoniformes; Salmonidae. The record is from RefSeq and is a predicted model, not a curated record. The transcript has 3 exons.